ACAUGAACAUCUUGGAUGACAUGGGGGUGAGUAAAUUUAUCAGGAAAAGUGUAUUUAAAAGUGGACUAAUCCUUUAAAUGGUAUAAUAUACAAUUAUAUUGUAAAAUAUAGACAAUAUGUAUUAUACUGCCCUUAUUCUGAUUUUAAUUGGAAGUUUUUUAAUGUAGUAAUAAUAUAUAAUAUUAUUAAUAAUUACAAAACUUUACAUCAUUGGGGGAAAAUUGUCUUAAAUAAUUGUUACACUCCAAAAAUGUCUUUUCCAAAUUCCUUCAGUUUCUUGCAAAAUUACUUUUGAAGUGAAAUAUGAUCCAGGCAGGUUUUGUGAGACUCUUUUGUGUAUGCUGAGUAUGUUGUAAUAUUACAAUUACAAUUCAUUGCACAGUUAUUAUUUAUGCAUAAUUCAUUACAUUUUUUUUUACAACAGUUGUGUUAGUUGUGCUACUAUAAUAUUUGAACAAAUAUGUUGUUUAAAAAUUGUGGCUAGUUUUAAUGUGACGGCUGAGAAAGAAUCUUCUGAAAUCUCGGGUGGCAAAAUUUACACCAGUUUAGUGUGAAAUCUAUUACUGUCGCCUCUCGCUCUAGUGAAGCGGCACGACGUGCGAGAACCGUGACUAAAGCUAGCAGCAUUAGCACACGCAUGGCAGCAGCAGCAAAUAUCAGUCUUUAGGAAGCAUAUCACAACAGCAUAGAGCGACGUCAGCACGUUAACGACCCGAUUAACGUUCCAGAUCCCACCUUUGAUGAUAAGCCCCUGCCCAAAUGAGAAUAAACCCCAUGGAGACAAUGAAGGCCUGUUUGAUGGCUGAAAGGCCGUGGAGUUUGGAAUUGAUAAUUUUAUUUGCUUCCUCAUUCCUCUAAGUGACAUCAGAGGUCUCACAUUAUGUAUUUUCUGAAUCUGAACUGCUUUUAGAGUGUUUGUGGAAAGUAUGACGGCGGCACUCUUGCCACAACGUAUUGUUGAAUUUUGUGUCCAGAUCCACAUUUUUCCAUCUAAAUUUCAUUUGACUUCAAUCUCGUUUGGCAUUCUAGGAAGAAAUAGUCCUCGUAAAGGAGCGUAGCAUCAGACUGGGAUGGCAUGCUAUAAUGUCCCUGAUCCGUGAAGCGUUUGGUGUAUGAGUGAACGGCCGCUGACUUGCAGCAGAGCGGAAAGACAGAUUCUGGUGUCGGCUCACUGUGUGGGAGGUGCACCCAAUGUAUGAUCUCAUCGUUCACUUUGAGAUGACCAAGGAGAACUGAAAGACACCCUGGCGCCACCUCAAGGUUUCUAUUUCUCUGUCUCCUGUCUCCGCUCCUCUAUGGGUUCCCGAAGUCAGGGGUUCUUCCACCACCAAGAUCAACAUCACCACCACCAUAACCACCACCACCACCACCGCGGUUCAGUGGUGCCCACGGCCAUCCCCCGACUGGUGCCCGAGACCAGCAGCCUGUUGGGGGGCAUCGCCCAGAUCACUCCUUCCCUGUUCCUGGGCCGGGGGAAUGUGGCAUCCAACCGCAGCCUUCUCCUGUCCAAAGGGAUUACCUGUGUGGUGAACGCCACCAUUGAGCUGCCCAACUUCAACUGGCCACACAUGGAGUAUGUGAAAGUGCCGCUGGCCGACAUGCCUCAUUCGCCAAUCUCGCUUUAUUUUGACAGCGUGGCUGAUAAGAUCCACAGCGUGGGCCGCAAACGGGGAGCCGUGCUGGUGCACUGUGCGGCUGGGGUGAGUCGCUCCGCCUCGCUCUGUUUGGCCUACCUCAUGAAGUACCAUAGAGUUUCCCUGGCAGAGGCUCACGCUUGGGUCAAGGCCCGCCGACCUGUCAUUCGUCCUAAUGGAGGGUUCUGGCGACAACUCAUUGAGUACGAGAGGAAACUGUUUGGCAGGAACUCUGUGAAAAUGAUCCAGACACCAUACGGUGUCAUUCCUGACGUGUACGAGAGGGACCGCAGGAACUUGGCACCUUACUGGGGCUUGUGAAGUGGGUGUUUGGACUUUGGUUCAAGCGUAGAGGACGGGUCCAAUAACCGAUCUUUGACUUCAUUGUCUUCCGGGCUCUUUCCGUACGUCCACGUGUCCCCUCUGCCAGAGUUUAAAGCGAGACAGGAGGGAAGAAGUCACUUUGACUCCAUAUUUUAUGAGGUCAGGAGUGAUAAUUCAUCCUUGAAUGCUGAAAUGAAUCUUGGCGAUGAUAACGGUUUUUGGGGCACUUUGGGAACCAAGUGUAGUUCUGAGAAUCAGAAAUUCAGUCCUUGGUUAAGACUUACCAAACGUAAUAUUGUGAGGAUGUUGUUUCACUUUUGGCUGUCGUUGUUGAGAGGCAGCAGUCUGAUCUUGAUUACUAGUAGCAUUUGAAAAUUAUAUAUAUAUAUAUAUAUAUAAAUAUUAAAAAUAUAUUAUAUUCCAAGGUGUAUUUAAACGUGUGCAGAAAAAAUAGUAAAAAAAAAAAAAAAAAAAUACAAAGAGAUAAAAGGUUUGGAAGGUUUUAUGAAGAGUUUAACAGAAAGAAGCUACAAAGUUUAACAAAUUUGUAAACUAUUUGUGUAUAUUAAAGGACAAUUUAUUGAGCAUACCAUGAACCCUGUGUUGGGAUUUGUAACAUCAUUGCAAAUACAAAACAGUUGCUAGGCACAGGCUAGUAAUUUUUUUCAAUGAAUUAUAUUUUGUCUAUUUGGUCUUUUUGCAAUUCUACUCAGUUUUUAAUUUUAACUCAAGAUGUUUAUUUCAAAUGUUUUCUGCAGUAAAGCAGUACUAAAGGACAUCGACGAGAGAACUCCUAGCAAAGCUUUUACUAAUUCAUGUUAAAAAAAAAACUGAAUUCAUGUAAAAGAGUUCAGAUUUAAUUAGUGUGAUAAAAUAAAGGGUGUAAUAUUUGAA
Messenger RNA from Megalobrama amblycephala (Wuchang bream), 2852 nucleotides. It is a transcript of the gene dusp14, whose product is annotated as dual specificity phosphatase 14. The record is from RefSeq and is a predicted model, not a curated record. The transcript is spliced from 2 exons. Gene Ontology annotation, cellular component: cytoplasm. NCBI's taxonomy places the organism in Eukaryota, Metazoa, Chordata, Actinopteri, Cypriniformes, Xenocyprididae. Bases 1296 to 1955 code for a protein of 219 amino acids. Gene Ontology annotation, molecular function: MAP kinase tyrosine/serine/threonine phosphatase activity. Gene Ontology annotation, biological process: protein dephosphorylation.